Durusdinium trenchii is the source of this 2382-nucleotide messenger RNA. NCBI's taxonomy places the organism in Eukaryota, Dinophyceae, Suessiales, Symbiodiniaceae. The record is from the annotation of a GenBank genome assembly.
GGAUGACAUCAAAUCAAAGCACACAAUCUUUUCGCAUGGCGGCGGUGAGCUCUUCUAGCCACCGCUUCACAUCGUUGUCCCACGGCGGGCUUACGGGUGCUGUUCCAUCCUCCGUUCUGGCUGUGGAGCAGUUCGUGGCUGAACGAGCGGGAGAUGCGCAGAGAUUGGUCGACACUCUGGAAGAGGCCUCCCAGGAACGACAUUUGCGCCGACGGGCACGGAGCUGGAGGCCUUUUGGGUUGGUCCGCUGUCGGGUUUCCAAAGCAAGAACCCGCAAAGUGAAGCAGCGAACACUCCCACGAUACACAUCUGAUGAGGAUUUUGAUAAGAUACCGGUUGCCACAAGAAUGGCAGCGGAACAAAAAGGACCUGGUGACGCCCCGAAAGUGCGGGUGAGGAAGCAUUGGAGAAGACCUGCUUUGCUGCUGCGGGCGCAUGCGUGGGCGGCACCACCUGUGGCAAGCACAAUGCCAAGAUACUUGGAGACGCACGUGUGGCAUGCAAAGCGUGCCCACAUGGAAAACCUUUGGGGCCACCGUUUGGCUUCAAAGAAUUGCGCUUUGGGUACCCGCGCCUUGUACCGUGCCAUGUCACAGCACUGCUGUGCGCAUGACCGGAGCUAUGUUCAGCUCGUGGAAUUGUUUGGGCCAGAGUCGCUGCUGGUUGACGUGUUGGACCAAUGUGGACUUGAUCGGAAGUUGCUGCUAGCAAGAGAGGUUAGAGCUGGUUCCCGAAGAAUGCGUUGCCUGAUGAAGGCGUGUGAUGCUGAGAGACGUUUGAUUGGUCCAACCUGCUUCCUGUGGAGCCCCGGGGCUGUGGUUCAGCGUUGCCAAGCCAAAGACUUGGCCAAGCACGAUGAGUUGGAGGAACUCCCCUUCGUUGUAGAUGUUCGAGGUGAAAACAUGGACACAGGAGAAUUGGCAUCCAGACUGCCGGACACCAAAACAGAUGAUGUGGAGAUGAUAUCUGGCGAAUGCGUUGACGCAGCUCCACUCCGGACAGGGAUGAAACUUUGGUUGUGGUUUCACCCAGCAGCAUUGCCAGAGGCGGUGGCCAGCUUGAACUGGGCGGCGGAGCAAACCAGGGGUCGCAAUGAGUCUGAGUUUCUGCAAGUCUCCCAGCAAGCAACGCCAUGCUAUUUCGAGCUGAUUGGCCCAAAGGCCUUGGAGGUCUUGGGCCGGGCGUUGCCGCCAGAGGCUUGCCGAAGCUCCCCUGCAGCCACCUUGUGGCAAGAGAUCGUGGUCGCUGCUCGUGGCCAGCGUUUGGCACUUCCGCCGGGCUCCGUUCUAACGCUUGAGGUGGAGGAGUCCAGGCUCACUUCUAGCAGCACCGGAAAGAUGAGCGAGCAACCGCGAUCCACCACACGGGUGGGGAAGAAAGACUGGUUGGCACGAUGGCCCGUGGAAGCUGCCAUGAGCAGUCGGAUUUGGGUAGACGAACCUGCUGAGGAUGGCUAUGUGCCGGUGAUGUUGAUUUUCAGACCUGGCGGAAAGAUGGCAGACGUGGGAGCUGGGGUGGAUGUGCUCUCAGCCACAGGUGUGCAUCGCAAGCUAUGGCUGCGCAGUCACUUCGCCGGGGCGCGGGCCGUGGGUGUGCACGACCGACAUCAGCUUCUGGCAGAUAGUGGCCUGCCUGAGUUCCCGUUCGACUUCCCCGAGACACAAGCAGGGGAGCGGCAAGCCCAACUAGAGGGCUCCGAGUCCUUGCGCCGCUGGACGCGUCGGCCGCCCAAGAAGCGGGUGAACUUCGGAGUGCUGGGAAUGGCCGCCCCACAUUUGCCUGAUUGGGGAUCCUUGCCAGCUCUUUUCGAUCCUUCUGGAAGGCCAAGCAUUUGCCGGGGCAGCCAAUUUCAACUCCUCACUCAGCCGCGCUUCUUCUACUCGCAGCCAGGGCUCCUACCUGUUGCUCUCUUCGCGCUGGGUCGGGGUGUCCCAACAGGUCGGUGCCACUUGUACCGUCCCUCCAAGGAGGAGGCCAAAUUGGUGACCCUUCCAGGCAGAGCAACCAGAGCACAAGGACAUCUCGUGACGGUCAGCUGCCCUGCACCAGUGACGGAGACCCCUACGCUGGAGGAGCCGCUUCACCGAAACCAAAAGCUGGGACGCCUCCGGCGGCAGCCGGAAGCAGCGAAGGUGGAGACGAUCCGAUCUUUGAUUGGCUUCGUGACCUCUGGUGGAUUCUCCUACCGACACGGUCGGGGCGCGGGUGUGGGCGCCGUGGUGGCGCAGAUUCUGGGAGAAAUCGCCCAUGAGCAGACAGGUGACUGGGACCAUGCCUCAUGGCUUUGGUUGUGGGCCCGGAGAACUACAUCGCUUCAAUACUUUCCAGUCUUGGUGCAGUGCCUUCCCGAUGACCAAGGGUAUGGUUGAGAUUGCAGCCAAA